GUGUCUUCCCUUGCAGACGCUCAUGUUUUUAAUGCACUCGUGUUGUGUUCAGGUGACGUCCGACGCCGCGGCCGAGUGGGGCUCCCGACAGGCCCACCUGAACGAGAUGGGGAACUUCCUGAUGGAUCACACGGACCCUCAGACCGGCAGGGUCCUGGAGGAGGAGCUGCGCAGACUCAACGCGCACUGGGCCGAGUUCGUGGAGAGAAACGCAUUCGGCGGCGUGGCUGAGCCCAGCGCUGAGGUCCAGACCGGAUCCCAAGACCUGCAAGCGCUGAUCAAAGAGGCUGCUCUCAUCCUCAAAGAGCCUCUGGAGACCAUGGCGGCGCCCUUACGCACCUACAGAAAGAGAAUACAGUUCACGAUGAGGAGAUUCAAAGCAGUGGAUCUGGAUGCUCUGGCCGCUUCCCCAGAAUGCUCAGCGGAUCAGGUGGAGAAACUGAAGCUCGCUGUACCUGAAGUGGUGCAGACCCUGUUUGAGGCGGAACAGGUGUGUGCUGAGCUGCAGCACAGUGUGUCGGGGCUGGACAGUCGCCUGGCUGAACUCCUUUACUGGGAGUCUGAGGCCCGGGAGCUUUACCAGCUGCUGAGGGCCGCGGAGCGACAACAAAAACAACAACAGCAGCAGCGGGGGGGCCAGGACCCACGAGCCAGGGUCCUGAUUUCCCGUGGUCUGCAGCUGGAGGGUCAGGUGGUCACAGAAGAGCAGGACCUGCAGGUGAUGGUUAUGACGAGUCAGAAGACCUCUCCCAUCCAGUACCUCCACGCCUCCGCCAUACAGGACCGAGUCCGAGCCGCCGUUGCACAGUCACAGGCCAGAAGCUGUAGGCAUGCUGAGCAGCCUGGGAGCCAGAAGAGAUCGGAGCAGAAGCCCCCCAGAAGGGUCCCCUCCAUCAAAAGUUUCUAA
Messenger RNA from Pseudoliparis swirei, 907 nucleotides. RefSeq lists its product as uncharacterized. NCBI's taxonomy places the organism in Eukaryota, Metazoa, Chordata, Actinopteri, Perciformes, Liparidae. The record is from RefSeq and is a predicted model, not a curated record. The transcript has 6 exons. The coding region runs from base 23 to 907 and encodes 294 amino acids.